Molecule: messenger RNA, 2806 nt
Organism: Melospiza georgiana
Lineage: Eukaryota; Metazoa; Chordata; Aves; Passeriformes; Passerellidae
Gene: PGPEP1
Product: pyroglutamyl-peptidase I
Exons: 5
Coding region: 313-711 (132 amino acids)
Biological process (GO): proteolysis
Cellular component (GO): cytosol
Molecular function (GO): pyroglutamyl-peptidase activity
Source: RefSeq, a predicted model, not a curated record
CACCGCCCGGGACGGGCCGCGCCGGGACGGGACGGGGCGCGCUCCGCACCGCCCGAUACCGCGAACGCGCUUCGUGCUGCCCCACAGCCAGCCAGCGAACCCCGCGAGGCUCAGGGGUUUGGGCCGUUUGGGGAGCACGCUGUGAACGCCAGCUGGAUUGCAGUUCAGGAGCUGGAGAAGCUGGGGCUGAGGGAUGACGUGGAUCUGCACGUCUAUGAGGUCCCUGUUGAGUACCAGACCGUGCAGAGACUCAUUCCUGCCUUGUGGAAGAAGCACAGUCCCCAACUGGUGGUGCACGUGGGCGUGUCGGGCAUGGCCACCACUGUCACCCUGGAGAAGUGUGGCCACAACGUGGGCUACAAGGGGCUGGACAACUGUCGCUUCUGCCCGGGCUCGCAGUGCUGCGUGGAGGGCGGCCCCGAGUGCAUCGACUCCAUCAUCGACAUGGACGCCGUCAGCAGCAGGGUCAGUGCCCUGGGCCUGGAUGUCACUGUCACCAUCUCCAAGGACGCUGGCAGGUACCUGUGUGACUUCACCUACUACACCUCCUUGUACCAGAGCCAUGGGAGGUCAGCGUUUGUCCAUGUGCCUCCUCUGGGGAAACCUUACUCUGCAGAACAGCUGGGCCGGGCCCUGCAGGCCAUCAUAGAGGAAAUGCUGGAUUUUUUGGAGCACUCUGAAGACAAAAUCAAUUGUCAGCAUGAACACUGAGCAGCCUGGCCAGGAGCUCUCCUAGUAUUGCACUUCCAAAAAUUUUUCCCUGCUCUGAUGAAGUAUUGGGGGGAAAAAGAAAUAUAAAUCAAGCGACAGUUCCAGACCCAGAAUUGGAGACGUCAAAAAAAAAAAAAAAAACAGAAAAAAAAAAGGAAAAUUCUACAAAUUCUGCUUAGAAAUUAACCUUUUUUGUUGUUGUUGAAUCUGUGAGCUCCAGCCUGAGCAACAAAGGAUUCAGAAUCUCUUCUUUAGGACACCUGCAGCUCCUGAUUCCCGAGGGGUUUGUGCUGUUCCUCACCUGGGCCAGCUCACCCAACCCUCUUGUGGCUCAUUCUUGACAUGAAAAGUUUGCUUCCAGGUGGUUUUUGGGUUUGUUUCCCCCUCUCCUGACCCAAAUUCAAGGUGAUGGUGUGGAAGCACAGCUGGAGCUGUGGGGUUGGCAUGGAAAGCAGAGUUUGGUGGGCAUGAGGAGCCUGGAAUUGCUCGGCUGGAAUGGAAAAUUAUUUUGGGCGCUGAUUCCUCUCUCCACACCCUCCAGACACCUCAGGCUGCUUAGCUGCAGUAGAAGGGAUGUGUUUGGGAUCCUUUUGGAACCCAAAUCCAGCUGGAAUUUUUUAUUUUUAAUUUUUGGAGCCUGAUCCUAAACCUUUCCAAAUCUCUUUUUCCCUCUUGGCCACCUCCCUUGCUCAAGGACCUCCUGUACCAAACACCUCGGUUCAAAUGUGUCCAAAACCAAUCAUUGAUGGAUAAAGAGCUUUGCUGAGGGCCACUUUCCCCACGGGAGACCUUUAUCCUGGUGCUCCAUGCUGGUUUUGAGGUGAAGGUUCAGUAAUUUAUCAUUUCCCCAGCUGCAAAUUCCCCCCUCGUGCUCCAGGUUAGGAGAGCAACGUUGAACUGAGAUCACAGUUCCACCUGGGUUGGAGUGGGGGCAUAAAAAUGCAGAUGGAAGUCUUCAAAACCCCUGCAAAAAAAAUCAAAUUUCAGCUCUUCAAACCCAAUCCCGCUGCCUGGGAAGCAGAGGGAAUUAUUUGAAAUUCAGGAAUUCUGCUCAGAGUGAGGAUUCCAGGCUCUUUCCUGGUGUCCCCUCCCAAUGGGAGGGCUCAGAAGUGGUUCUGGCUGCUCCUGGGGGUUUCCCCAGGGAUUCUCUUGGGCCUCAGCAGGUGAUGCUGGUCCUGUGGGGAGAUUUUGCUGCCAAAUUUUGAGAUUGCAGCAAGGAAACCCAGCUGGAUUUGGAGCAGGACCAGACACCGAACCUGGGAGCUGAGGCCUCGUGGAGAGGCCAUGUGGACGGAGAGGUCUGUGAUGCUUUUACAAAUAGAUAGAAAUAUAUCUAUAAACGGCAUUUUAAACAUUUUAAAGGUUUUUAAACCCCGUGGUUUUGAAUCUCUCUGGUGCUGACUGGCUCUGCUAUUGUAACUCUCAGUGAGAGCUGCCCUGGGCUUGCCAGGAGAAGUCUGGUGACAAAACCCGUCCUUGGAACCCCCGGGAUGGGACAGAAACUCUGCACUGAGGGCACCUGGGCAGGGGGAUGUGUUUGGAUGGACCCAGGGAAAUUCCUCCUCAGUUCUCCAGCCAGGAAUUUGCCUUCAAGAGAGGUAUUGUCAUUGCCAUCCACUCCAAGGUAGCACUUGUCAGAUUUCCUGAUUAGUAAUUUAUUUUAUUUAAUAUUUUGUUGAAAUCUUCAUGCUUUGACACAGUUUUGUUUUGUUUUUUUUAAUUUUUAUUUUUGUGAUUAGUUGAGCUCCUUAUCCCCAUAGCAUUUAUUCCUUUGUUGGUGGGAAGUUUUUUUGUCCUGGGUGUUUUUUAGCUGCUAAACUUGGGGAAGAGGAAAUAUCCCAGGGGGUUUGGUGAUGGAGCAACCCCAGAAAAACAAACAAAAAACUGAAUUAAUUCACCUCUGAUGCCACUGUGGGUGAAAUGGAGGUGGGAAACCAACAGAUUGGUGAGGCCACAGCAAAAUUGCAAGGGUGGGAUCUCAGCAGGGACCCACAGAGGGGUCAGGGAGGGAUCAGCAUCUCCUGGUGAGAUGUUCCCUGUCCGUCUGUCCGUCUGUCCAUCCCUGGUUCUGCACCCCUGGGUGUGUCUGGGGGUG